Trametes versicolor FP-101664 SS1 is the source of this 1554-nucleotide messenger RNA. Its product is annotated as MFS general substrate transporter. Gene Ontology annotation, molecular function: transmembrane transporter activity. Gene Ontology annotation, cellular component: membrane. NCBI's taxonomy places the organism in Eukaryota, Fungi, Basidiomycota, Agaricomycetes, Polyporales, Polyporaceae. The transcript has 18 exons. Gene Ontology annotation, biological process: transmembrane transport. The coding region runs from base 1 to 1554 and encodes 517 amino acids. The record is from RefSeq and is a predicted model, not a curated record.
AUGGCUACGCUGCAGCAAAGGAAACCGCCCCACGCGGCAGAUGUUGACAUAGUCUCCGUGCUGGAAAGCACGGAUGGCGACGAGGCCCUCAAGCUCGUAGGUCGGGAACGAACGGCUCAAUUCAGCGAGGGUUACAACAAGCAGCUGCGCAGGAAGCUGGACCACGUUAUACCUCCUCUCUGCGCUGCAGUGUACUUCACGCAGUUUCUAGACAAGACCUCUCUAAACUACGCGAGCAUCAUGGGCUUCCCUAUUACUGGACAGCACUACAACUUGGUGUCUCUCGCGUUCUACGCCGGUUUCUUAGCAUGGGUAUUCCCGACGGUGUACAUCGCGCAGAAGACGAGGGUCGCGAAGUAUCUUGGCGCCAACAUCAUCGUGUGGGGUGUUGUGCUAAUGUGCCAUGCUGCCACUACCUCGUUCAACGCAUUCUUUGCUCUGCGCUUCAUCCUCGGCAUGUGCGAGAGCUGCGUUACUCCGAUUCUCAUCUUGAUUAUUGCUAUGUUCUAUAAGAAAGACGAACAGGGAACGAGGGUAUCGUGGUUCUAUAUGAUGAACGGUAAUCGGGACUUCGUGCAAUCUAGUCUAUCGCAAAUAUUUGGCGGCUUCUUCGCCUACGGAGUCUCGUUCUAUGAAGGUCACGUUCUGUUGCCAUACCAGAUCAUUUUCUUGCUCCUGGGCGUGCUCGCCAUAAUGGUCGGCGUUUGCGUCAUCGUCUGGCUUCCUGAUUCUCCCGUGAACGCGCAUAUGCUUACGACGGAGGAACGCAUCGCAGCGCUCGAACGCGUACGGGAUGGCCAGGCCGGUACCGAGAACAGGCACUUGAAGAAGGAACAGGUCAUCGAGGCCCUGGCGGAUUUACGCACCUGGCUCAUCGCGUUGAUAGUCAUCCUGUCGAGUAUUCCAAAUGGAGCGUUCAGUAACUUCAGCAACAUCAUCAUAAAGGGUUUUGGCUACACUUCGAGGCAAACUUUGAUACUAUCGACACCGGGCGGCGCAAUAGCCUCCAUAGCCACUUUGUUAUGUGGGUGGUACUCUGACAAGAAGAACGAGAGGAUAAUGCCUAUCAUCAUAUGCCUCGUUCCUACCAUGGUGGGCUCCGCCAUGUUGAUUGGCCUGAACGACUCGGGGCACAAAGGCGCCCUCCUUGUAGCGAUCUACCUUGUCAAUAUCUUCAACACCGUUCUGCCGACAGUAUACGCGUACAACGCAAGCAAUAUUAGUGGUAAUACGAAGAAGAAUACGGUUAAUGCGUUGACACUGACAUUCUUCGGCGCGGGCAACAUGAUCGGCGCUGAGAUAUUCCAGCCCAAAGACGCGCCGGCAUACAUCCCAGCGAAGACCGCCAACAUGGUUCUGAUCACCCUCCAGCUUUUUAUUACGCUGUGGGUGCGCUGGAUCAACUUGCGUCUCAAUGCUCAGAAGAGAGCGACGUUGGAGGAGGAGAGGAUCAAACAUGGCUGGACGGACGCCGACGUUCAAAGAGAACGUGAGCGACACGCGUUCAUGGACUUGACUGAUAAACAGAAUCCGUUCUUCGUGUACGCUCCCUGA